Symbiodinium sp. CCMP2456 is the source of this 185-nucleotide messenger RNA. Lineage: Eukaryota; Dinophyceae; Suessiales; Symbiodiniaceae. The record is from the annotation of a GenBank genome assembly.
AUGGGCUGCGCAGCAGGGGUUCCUAAUCAUCCGCCGGCGCCGCCGUCCCAGGCAAUGCAGAAGCAGUUGCAGAGAAGCCAGCAGGGGCACAGGCUGAAGAGGAUGGAGCCAACCCCAGCACCCAAGAAGCGCGAAAUUCUGGUCGAGUCAUCAUGGGACUCUGCCUCAUGGAAUCAAGAUAUCCC